GGCGGUCCAGCCUCGCGGAUUGGACGCUCACCCACCCUCCUUGACAGCUUCCACACCUCACUCCUAGCUCUCAUGGAGACCAUGAAAACGAAACGGCCGUGGUUUGUUAGAUGCAUCAAACCGAAUCCAGAUAAAAAGCCAAUGACCUUUGAGGAUACCAUGGUGAUGGAGCAAUUGCGCUACAUCGGUAUUCUUGAGACUGUGCGCAUUCGAAGCUCCGGUUUUCCUGUGCGACUUCCCUACCAACAGUUUGUGCACAAUUACGCUUCACUCCUGGAUCGCCAGACCUUCCAACAGGUGACAAGUAUCCCUGAUCUGAAGCAACGCACACAGUCUCUUCUCAACAAUGUAAAUAAAAUCCUGGUCUCGUCCAGUUCAGUGAAACUGGGUCAGGAUUAUGAAGUCGGCCGCACCAAGGUCUUCUUGCGCCAAGAGUUGGCUGACCAGCUGGAAAGCAUCCGUCGGCGUAGACACGUCCAAGCGGCGCGCAUCAUCCAACGCGCCUGGCGCCGUCGAGCCCUCGGUCAACUGGAUCGAGCAAGAAAUAACGCUGCCACUCUUAUUCAGGCCGUCUUCAGAGGUUACCUUGCUCGAAAGAAGAAUCAGAAGUUACUGAUGCGAAUCAGGAUUCCUGCACCGGAAAAUGAAGAAGAGAUGGAUUAUGAAGGGAAUCUCACGGCUGCCGAAAUCGCUAGUUUGCCUGUUCCACAGGAUCUGGCAUUUGUUAUUGAAAAAGUUGGCCAAAGUCAUGGAAAGGAGAGCUUCUUCAUCAACCCCGAAAUGGAGGUAUCAAAGACUUUUAUGGUAAAGCGACUGAUGACCAGCGAUUUGCCUGGAUGCUGGACCCAAUUCAAAGGCGACCUAUGGACUGCGCCAACCAUUGCACAAAUUAUAGCCAACAGUGGAUCGGCCACCAGCAAGUAUCUCGAUAAGUUGAUGCGGUAUUUGGGCGAUCGCAAUGACAACUAG
Messenger RNA from Hydatigera taeniaeformis, 969 nucleotides. NCBI's taxonomy places the organism in Eukaryota, Metazoa, Platyhelminthes, Cestoda, Cyclophyllidea, Taeniidae. The record is from the annotation of a GenBank genome assembly.